UCGCCGGCCUCCGGGGACGCGGCCGCCGCGGGCCUUCAGGGCUGGGCCGCCGGCCGUACUCAGGCCUCGGGGCCCCUUCUCACCGCCCGGGCGAAGACUCAGCCCUGCGCCUCCACGGCCUGGCCUCCCCCGCUGCGCCUGUCCUCCCACCCUGCUCAUCCCACAGCCAUCUCCACCCUCCCUCGUCCACGCUGUGCAUCACUGACUGUGCAUUGGUCUCCACCACGCCUGCCAUCUGCAGACCGCCUCCCUCCGCCUUUCUGCUACGAUGAUGCUUCGGAAGUGCAAAUAAAAGAGAUUGAAGAAGUGUUGUCUCAAGAGGGUUUGUCUGAAAUAGCUCUGGGCAGCCCCAGGGAGCAGAUUGAGUACUUACUGGUAGAAAGAAGCACAUUCUCGAGAAAACUGGAAACUGGGGGCCCCAAGCCAGAGUCCCAAAGACAUAUGGCCAGUCACCUACAGGAAAGACUUGCCCAGGAGACAUUUGAACAAAUCUACCAGCCUCUGCAAAGAAAACAUGAGAAAUAUCAGGAACCUGUGCAGCAAUCUGAAAAAAUUUUGAGUGAGUCCCAUAGUGAAGACCUGGAAAAAGCUAAAAUUUCACAAAACUGCCUGGAGAGGAAUGCAAAACAAGUAGCAGAGAGGUUAGGGAUGGCCCAGGAAGAGAUCCGAAGGCUCACUGAUGAACUAAAAAGGAAGGAGAAAGAACAGAGUAAAUUAGAUUCUGCACUUGAGAAGGCUCAGCUAGAAAAAGAAUUGAAAGAAAAUUUGACGAAGCUGCAAGAAAAUGAUUCAGUUGACCUACAGAAAGCAAAGGAACAUAAUCAGAGACUAGAUGAGGAAAUUCUGGCUUUAAGAAAUCGGGUUCGAUCACUUGACUCAGAAAAGAAAGUGCUUGGAGAAGUGGUUGAAAAACUUAAAGGAGAGAUUCAUGAAUCUCAAAAGAAUAAGCAACUUGGAAACCACUCCCCUGGGAAAACUGUGGACCCCAAACAGAGAGAACAGCCUCCAUCAUCUGAAGAAAAAUUGAAAUACCAGCAGCAAGAGGAUGUACAAAAGCUUCGCCAGAAUUUGCACCGGCUCCAGGUUUUGUGCUGCUCAGCCGAAAAAGAGCUCCAAUAUGAGCGAGGAAAGAACUUGGACUUGAAGCAGCACAAUAGCUUACUUCAAGAAGAAAACAUUAAGAUCAAAGUUGAACUAAAGCAGGCCCAGCAGAAGUUCUUAGAUAGCACAAAGAUGUGCUCUUCACUCACAGCAGAAUGGAAGCACUGUCAGCAGAAAAUCCGGGAACUGGAGCUAGAGGUACAGGCUCAGAGCAUUAAAUCACAGAACAACCUGCAGGAAAAGCUGGAUCAGGAGAAAUCAAAAGUUGCUGAUGCAGAAGCGAAGAUUUUGGAUCUACAGCAGAAAUUAGAACAAGCUCACAAAGUCUGUCUCUCAGACACAUGUGCUUUGGGGAAGAAGCAACUCGAGGAAAGAAUAAAAGAAGCCCUGGAAAAUGAAGCUAAAACAAAGCAACAAUAUCAGGAAGAGCAACAAAACAGGAAACUCCUAGAUCAGAAUGUAAAUGAGCUACAAAAGCAAGUGAGCAUCUUACAAGAUAAAGGGAAUCAACUGGAAAUAACCACUUCUCAGCAACAAUCCAGAAUUCAGGAACAGGAGGCCCAACUUAAACAACUAGAAGAUGAAAAAAGAAAAUCAGACGAGCAUCUUAAGAGCAACCAAGAAUUGUCAGAAAAGCUUUCUGGGUUGCAGCAAGAGAAGGAAGUGCUACGUGAAAAAUAUGGGCAACUUUUGAGGCAGUUUGAUGUCCAUGUGAGGAACUAUAAUGAGAAACAUCAGCACCACAAAGCCAAACUUCGCAGAGUUAAGGACCGUUUAGUUCACGAAGUAGAACUACGAGAUAAGAAAAUUGAAAAACUGGAACAUGAAAUCAGAAUUCUGCAUCAAGAAAAGGAAACGGAUAAGGCAUUCCGGGACCAGGUCAUUGCUCAAAAUGAUAUACUGCUCCUAGAGAAAAGGAAACUUCUGGAACAAUUCCUAGACCAAGAACAAUUAACCCACAGCAACAAAUGCGUAAUAUCUUCAGUUGAGAACAGAGUCUUUCUUCUGGAUCAAGAAAAUAAGCAAUUGCGGGAAAUCAGCCUCCGGCUUACACAGCACGUUGGCUUCUUAAAGCGAAUCAUAAAGAGCAUGCAGAUUUAUGAAGAAAAGGAGACAAUUAAUGACGUCCCUGAACUUGAAGUAUGGAGUAAAAUCUUGCCGUUAUCAAGCUCCAGUUUUUCAGGAAGAGGUUUGGUACAGUCAGUCAGAAACCUUCAAGAGCUUGAGGAACGUAAGUCAGAAGAAGCAAUCGCAAACCUGAAGUCCCCCAAGUCUCUUUAGGGUUCACAGAAUUCUGAACCUGGAUACAUAAAAGUGACUAUUCUGAAAGAGACACAGUGCAUCCAAGAACAAGACCAAAAGUCAGAACCAUAAAAUCACUGGUGGCUAAAACUAGACUGAUCGAAGCUGCUAACUUAAAGCUUGGGUGUGAGGGUGGAACAUGACAUGGAGAAGAAUUACCACAGAUCCCCACUGGACAUCAACUGACAGUCUUUGAAAUUGCUGAUAAAUUCAUUAAACCAGUUAUAAAAAUA
This is a messenger RNA of Nyctereutes procyonoides (raccoon dog), 2636 nucleotides long. RefSeq names its product coiled-coil domain containing 30 (gene CCDC30). The record is from RefSeq and is a predicted model, not a curated record. NCBI's taxonomy places the organism in Eukaryota, Metazoa, Chordata, Mammalia, Carnivora, Canidae.